ACAGGCGGCAACAAGGCGCCCAUCCGCCGCAAGGUCGUCCCCAAGCAGGCCACCUCCCAGGACGACUCCAAGCUCCGCAACCAGCUCAAGAAGCUCAACAUCCAGGGCGUCGGCGCCGUCGACGAGGUCAACAUGUUCAAGGAGGACGGCAUCCUCCACUUCCAGCGCCCGACCGUCCACUGCUCGACCGGCAGCAACACGUACGCCGUGUACGGCCACGGCGUCCACAAGGACCUGACCGAGCUCAUGCCCUCGGUCCUCAACCAGCUCGGGCCCGACGCCAUGGCCGUCAUCCAGCGCCUCGCAGAGCAGAUGAAGGCUGGCCCGGGCGGCGCCGGUGCCCAGGAGGGCGGCGCCCCGACGGGCAUCGAGGGCGAGGCCGACGAGGAGGACGUUCCCGAGCUGGUCGAG
Messenger RNA from Rhodotorula graminis WP1, 411 nucleotides. RefSeq lists its product as uncharacterized. The annotation marks the transcript as partial. Gene Ontology annotation, cellular component: cytosol; nascent polypeptide-associated complex. NCBI's taxonomy places the organism in Eukaryota, Fungi, Basidiomycota, Microbotryomycetes, Sporidiobolales, Sporidiobolaceae. The transcript is spliced from 2 exons. The record is from RefSeq and is a predicted model, not a curated record.